Molecule: messenger RNA, 354 nt
Organism: Ambispora leptoticha
Lineage: Eukaryota; Fungi; Glomeromycota; Glomeromycetes; Archaeosporales; Ambisporaceae
Source: the annotation of a GenBank genome assembly
AUGGCAAAUGAUGACGAUGAAAAAAAGAUGAAUACCGAAAAUUCCUCUCAAGAUGAAGUUGACGAAAGCUUAAAGUUUGUACUGCGGCCUGAUGAUGAUUCUCAAAAAGUAACAGAAUCAAUGAUCGGGAAAGUUGAGAGAACAACACUGAUUGUAGACGAUGUCGAUUUGGAUUUGGAGAAAACUUUUGAAGAUUAUCAUAAUGACUUGUGUCAUAGUGAUAUAAUGGACCUUAGGCCUGGCUCAAAAUUUACGAAAAAGUCUCUGAAACAAUCUAGGAAAAAUUUAUAUCGAAUACAUAUCCCGAAUAAACAUUACCUAAAGAAUGGCAAAAUUUGGAAAAAAGUAGUUUGA